CGUCUCACUGUCUCUUUGUCUCUCCGUCUCACUGUCUCUUUGUCUCUCCGUCUCCAGAAUAUCGAGGCCCGUCUGAAGGUGUCGUUGCCUAGCGACCUGGGAGCAGCUCUGACAGACGGCGUGGUGCUCUGCCAGUUGGCCAAUCACGUGAGACCUCGGUCCGUCCCCAGCAUCCACGUCCCCUCCCCCGCCGUGCCGAGACUCACCAUGGCCAAGUGUCGGCGAAACGUUGAGAACUUCCUGGAGGCGUGUCGCCGGAUUGGCGUUCCCCAGGACCGCCUCUGCUCAGGGGGGGAGGUGGUGGGGGGGGGGCGGGGGGGGUAUGGGGGGGCGGGGUUGCUGCUCUCUGUGGCCCCCCCGAGCAGCCCCUCCCCCCGGGUCCAGCUGGCGGGCUUCGCCCUCUUCUACCUGUGCGUCAUGGCGCUGCUCUGUGCGGUCUACGUGCACCUGGCGCCGCUGGUCUGACCCCCCCCACCCCUGGACCUGGUCUUGAUUUGGGACUUGUUAGCCUUGACUUUAUGUCUUGGACCUGGUCUUGAUUUGGGACUUGUUAGCCUUGACUUUAUGUCCUGGACCUGGUCUUUAUUUGGGACUUGUUAGCCAUGACUUUAGGUCCUGGACCUGGUCUUUAUUUGGGACAUGUUAGCCAUGACUUUAGGUCCUGGACCUGGUCUUUAUUUGGGACUUGUUAGCCUUGAAUUUAGGUCCUGGACCUGGUCUUUAUUUGGGACUUGUUAGCCUUGAAUUUAGGUCCUGGACCUGGUCUUUAUUUGGGACAUGUUAGCCAUAAGUUUGGGGCCUGGACCUGGUCUUUAUUUGGGACUUGUUAGCCUUGACUUUAGGUCCUGGACCCGGUCUUUAUUUGGGACAUGUUUGCCAUAAGUUUGGGGCCUGGA
Molecule: messenger RNA, 896 nt
Organism: Etheostoma cragini (Arkansas darter)
Lineage: Eukaryota; Metazoa; Chordata; Actinopteri; Perciformes; Percidae
Product: leucine-rich repeat and calponin homology domain-containing protein 4-like
Exons: 3
Coding region: 208-465 (85 amino acids)
Source: RefSeq, a predicted model, not a curated record